GUGCCUGCGAGAGAGUGAGAGGCAGUCUGUAUCCCAAGGAAGGAGAGAGAGGAGCAGCUGGAAGAGACAUCACUUCCCAUCAUAUAGAGACAUCAUGAGUGAGCUUCGGGCCAACACUGAGUUGCCUUCCCCAAACCAACCUUCUCUGGAGGAGCAAAAGGACAAGGCUGGAAACGCGGAGAAAGUGGAAGAGGAGAUCGACAUCGACCUAAACGCCCCGGAGACGGAGAAAGCGGCGCUGGCCAUCCAGAGCAAGUUCCGCCGCUUCCAGAAAAAGAAGACGGACCCCAGCCCUUGAUUGGGAUGUCGCCCCCUGUCUCCUGAACUCUGCACUGCCCUGAACAAAAUAAACAAAAAGAACCACUGUGCGGCAGCUUCUGUCCCCCCCUCCCAACGGCACGAGGAAUGCAAGCAGGGCUGCGUUCUAACUGUCACCUACACCCCCACCCUCCGACCCUUAGACUAUACUGAAUGCUUGGCCCUAGGGCCAGUCGGCCAUAUUGUAGAUACUACCCCCCCACCCUUAGCCUAGUAAGCCAAUAACUAUAUGGGGAGACUUUUAUAACAAAGAGGAUUAUAUGGAAACAUUUUAAAGGGUUAGAAAUGAUUUAUGAAACAAGGUGCCUGCAAUUAUCUUCCCCCACCCCUCCUCUAUUAUUCCUUCCCAAAUUGCUUGUUGUAAAGGGAAAGUAUGCCCUAAUUAACGGUAAAAUGGUAUCGGUCAUUAAACCCAGGGAGGUUUAUCUUAUAGAAAGUCAAUAAUAUCACAGUCCAAAUUGUGAUAUCUGUAUAUCUGUUGCUCUUUGUUUGUAUGAGAAGAACUUGACUCCUACAGUUGGUGCCACCAAAGGCUCAGUUGCUGCAAACCCUUGUUGCUAUGGUUCUACUGCCACCUAGUGACCGCUCUCUGGUUUAUAACGUAGCAUAUACAGCGCAUACAGAACCCAAGGUCCAAGGGUUGAUCAAAUAAACAAAGUCCAAAGCAACAUAAUCUGAUAUCUAAAUUAAUUAAUCUGUGGCCUAGAUAGUAUGGUUUACACAAGGCCUGGUAUUAAAGGUGAGAAAAUGUUGAAUUCCAAAAUCAGAUAAAGCAGAAUACACUCAUGUGAUCAAGUUCUUGCCAAGACCCCCCGCCUGUUCUAAAAUGUCACACCACUUUCCCUUUAAAUAGUCUCUUCUGUCCACUGACGGUGCCAGGGAAGGCAAAUGUUUUAGCAUGUUUAAGUAAUAAAAUAACUGAAAUUA
This is a messenger RNA of Xenopus laevis (African clawed frog), 1245 nucleotides long. RefSeq names its product Purkinje cell protein 4 like 1 S homeolog (gene pcp4l1.S). NCBI's taxonomy places the organism in Eukaryota, Metazoa, Chordata, Amphibia, Anura, Pipidae. The coding region runs from base 95 to 298 and encodes 67 amino acids. The record is from RefSeq and is a predicted model, not a curated record. The transcript has 3 exons.